AUGCGCUUCUCAACCCUCUUGGUAGCUGGCAUCUCCGCCAUCGCCCACGCCACCCACGACGCGCCCGUCGUCCUCAACAACCCUCACGUCACCUACCAAGCCGUCUUCCCCAAAGAUGCCUUCUACCACGGCAACAUACACGGCAACGUUUGCGGGAGCGUACGAGCCUCGCGUGGCCCGCACGGCAGGGGCGUCAGGUUCGACGUCCGCCUUGAGAACCUGCCCAAGGAGGGCGGACCAUUCCUCUACCACAUCCACGAGGACCGCGUCCCCGCCGAUGGCAACUGCACCAAGACGCUCGCCCACCUGGACCCGUACGGCAGAGGCGAAGAUCCCCCUUGCGAUAGCAGGGCCAAGGAUUCCUGCCAGGUGGGCGAUCUCAGCGGCAAGUAUGGCCAGCCCAAGCGAGGGUUGGAGAUUUGGUACUUCGACAACUAUACGUCUCUGGCCGAAGGGACCCCGGCCUUUUUGGGCAACAGGUCGAUUGUGGUGCAUUUUGCGAACAAGACGAGGAUCACCUGUGCCAAUUUUGAGAAGCUCUCCGGGUGUCCUGCGUAG
Messenger RNA from Metarhizium brunneum ARSEF 3297, 558 nucleotides. It is a transcript of the gene SOD5, whose product is annotated as Cell surface Cu-only superoxide dismutase. Lineage: Eukaryota; Fungi; Ascomycota; Sordariomycetes; Hypocreales; Clavicipitaceae. Gene Ontology annotation, cellular component: extracellular region. Gene Ontology annotation, molecular function: copper ion binding. Gene Ontology annotation, biological process: superoxide metabolic process. The record is from RefSeq and is a predicted model, not a curated record.